AUGGAUUCACCGCGCUGCCAUUCCAGCAACAGUGUUGCUAUUGCGGCACACUUUGACCCCAUCAUUCGCCUACGCGUGUACCGACGUCGCGACAUCACAGCUCUGGCGCCGGACACCGCGGAGGCGUUUGACCUGAGCCACGAGUUUGUGCUGCUUCGACCAGUGCCGGAGGCCUACCUGGAGCGCGUAAGCACCUCUCCGGAGCUCCGAAGUUGUCUCGCCGAACAUGAGGAGUAUUAUUCGGUGAAAAAGCUGCAGCCGACGGACUUUCUUUCAUCGCCAUUACGUUUGGAAAACGUUUUUGUCGCCGCAUCACUAAGCCUGUGGAGAGACACUCGACACACCAAUGACCUUGUUGAGGCUGCACGGGACCGUUUCUUGCACGGCGUGGGAAAAAAGCGUCAAGCAAAGAAGAGCAAACUGCCUGUCCGUCUCUUUCUCCGAUUUCUUAAUGAACUGCUCGUGGACGUGGUGGUCCUGUCGAGCGACAGAAAGUCCGUGCUUGUGUCGAGGGCCAGCACCGCCCAUCGCCCCUCUACGGCCACUGUCGCCAACCUGGGAAGACCAUCCUGCCCGAGUUUUCGCACCCUUGUCGCGUUGGAGUUUAGCCCUCGCGAGGGGUGCUGGAGUCCGUUGCAGCUUCCGGUGCGGCUCCAAACCCGACAGCCGACAGUCGAGCUCCCCAAAACCCCUGACAGCCAGAAGUCCAGCGUCGCGUCAAAUUUACUCAGGACGCGUGUGUCCACGGCUACCUACGGCGAACUGGCGCAGAGCUGCAACCUGGAGACGAUGAUGCUUGACCGAACGGUCUACAAUCCGCAACGAGUACCUGCAAGACUGGGUGCGGAGGUGCAGACUGUGGAAGGGGGCAAGGAUGGAACGUCGCCUCCGCCAAACUCACCCUUUGCUGGGAUGAGGUAUCCCAACAUCAGGCAACUGGACCUUCAGCUAAUAGAGGUGUUGCGGCGCGGUUUACACCCAGCUCUGCGUCUUAACCGUAUUCGUUUUUUUUUACCCUCACAUUUGCAGUCGCUGCGUUUGCUGUCGGCCUGGUGCUACUCAUUUACGUUAGAGCUACCCUAG
This is a messenger RNA of Trypanosoma conorhini, 1083 nucleotides long. RefSeq lists its product as uncharacterized. The coding region runs from base 1 to 1083 and encodes 360 amino acids. NCBI's taxonomy places the organism in Eukaryota, Euglenozoa, Kinetoplastea, Trypanosomatida, Trypanosomatidae. The transcript has a single exon. The record is from RefSeq and is a predicted model, not a curated record.